Molecule: messenger RNA, 3917 nt
Organism: Silurus meridionalis
Lineage: Eukaryota; Metazoa; Chordata; Actinopteri; Siluriformes; Siluridae
Gene: garem2
Product: GRB2 associated, regulator of MAPK1-like
Exons: 6
Coding region: 65-2455 (796 amino acids)
Source: RefSeq, a predicted model, not a curated record
CCUUUACCCCCGCCACCCCACCCGUGCCCGUGCCGCCCUCGACCCCGGUGAUGAUGCCGAAGAGAUGGAGAAACUGUCCGCGAGCAUCUCGGAGCUCUCGUGGAGCGCAGUGUCGCUGCCCCUGGACGCCGUGGUGGGCAAAUUCCGCCUCCCGACUCUGGUGAAGCUCAGCGCCGGUGAGAAUGUGGAAGGGUUGUCCGAGGAAGACGUCGUCCUCUUACACUCAUGCCGGCAGUGGACUACAGUCACCGCUCACUCGCUCGAGGAGGGGCAUUACGUCAUUGGACCCAAGAUCGACAUCCCGCUGCAGUAUCAGGGAAAGUUUAAGUUGCUGGAUCAGGACCGGGAUGUCCGGGAGCCGGUCCAGUACUUCGCGAGCGUGGAGGAAAUCGCCGGAACGUUCCCCGAUCGAGUGUUCGUCAUGGAGCCGAUCACAUUCAGCAUGAAGGUGGUUUCAGGUGAGUUCAGCGAGGACAGUGAGGUGUAUAAUUUUUCCCUGCAGGCGGGAGAUGAACUGACGCCGAUGGGCCGGGCCGAGCUGCUCUGCGUCCAGUCUGCUCGCGAGAAAUCGCGGCUGGCGGCAUUGUUGCGCCGGCUGGGCAGAGUAAGCGGGGCUUCAGGACGUCCCACCCGCACCAAGCUGCCCUGUUUGAUUUGCCUGAACCAGCGGACGAGGGAGAGUGUGCGGUUGCCCCUGCAGUGCCGGGGCCGUUUCUGCACCCGCUCGCCACUGGAGCUGCGCAUGCAGGCAGGCGAGCACACCCUACGCACCAUCAUCGAACGUGUACGGCUGCCUGUCAAUGUAGCGGUACCACCGCAACCACCACCUCCACCUCGCAGCCGCUAUGACCAGCACACCAUUCGCCAGGGCCAGCGAUACAAGCUGCUCGCCAUCGUCAGCCGAACCGUCGUGCUCUGCUGCGUCCUGCGCAAGCAGGAAGUGACGGCGUCGCACUUCCUCUUGCUUAAUGACAUGCCGCGUUUCACGCUGCCCGAUGGCUUGCUACGUGAUGACCCUGUCUACCAGCGGGCGGUGCUGCUGAGUGCGCUGCGCUGCCAGGAAACCUUCGACCCGGACGAUUAUUCCCGGGCCGUGCGGGAGGUCAAGGUAGACCUGACUGAGGAGUGUGUGAGCCCACGAAGGAUACGAGUGUAUCCCGUAUUCUCGCCACAAAGACUCUCACUGUGUGUGUAUGGGGGCGGAGCCAUCACACCCGCACCAACUCCAGGCUCCAGGGACUCACUGGGAGAAACACAAACUCCCCCUGGUGGUGAAGGAGAGCGAGAGGGUGUGAGCGAAGGGGAAGAGAGAGAGUAUGUCACCCCUGAUUGGCCCACAGAGGCACAGGAGAUCCCGUACGAAGAGCUUUGGACCAAUCAGAGUGGUGGAAGCUAUGCAGAGGUUCCUGAAAGCACAGUGAAGGCUGAGCACAACCUCAUAUCCUUCCAUUCAACCUCCUCUUUGGAUGGGACUGUGGGCUCCACUCAUAUUGCGAUGGUGCAGAUGGAGGCAGGACGAGUACCGACUCCACCCCCUGUUCCGCCCAAAUCAGAAGCUGUGAAGGAGGAGUGUCGGUUUUUGAAUGCUCCUCCGGUUCCACCUCGCUGUGCUAAUGUUGGAGGCCCAACCCCCAGUCCUCCAGUGCCACCACGUUUCCUUAAAGCUCCGGCUGUCAAUGCACGCAGUCCAAAUGUGUCUUUUUACUCCUCAGGCCUGCAGGAGAGCUCUGGUCCUCGCAGUGGCAGCAAUUCUCCCUCUCCAGACUCCUACUCCCUCUACUGUUAUCCUUGCACAUGGGCUGAUUGUGUUACCUCAGACCCCUCAGUAUCACCAGACCCUAACCAGACUGCACAGGCCUGCUGGUCACAUCCCCGCACUGGCGGCGUUUUUACUUCCAACAUUCUAAACACGCCCCUCCUUAGCACAGACUCUGCCCACAAAAACUACUCGACCUGUCCCCGACCACGCCCGGCUGCACAGAACCGCUUUGCCCCAUUCGGCGCUCUGAACCCUUUCGCCAAUCCAGGGCAUGCCUCAUCUGAUUGGCUUGCCACAGGCCGGAAAUCCCCUAGUCUGAUGUCUGACCUCAUUAGCAGCACUCCUCAGGAGCCUCAAGCCAAUCAGGAAACAAGCCCGGUUCCUCCACCCAGACCGUUAAAAAGCUUAGAGGAGGAACCGUCUGUGACUUCCACAGUGAGGGGUGCGGAAGGUGGAGCCGGGUUGUCAUGGCGACCCCCAGCAGAUCUGUGCUGGCUCUCGGUGGAAGAGGUGUCAUCCUGCCUACGCUUCAUCGGGCUGGCGGACGAUGUGAUUGGUCUGUUCAGCCGAGAGAGGAUUGACGGGUCGAUAUUCACCCAACUAACUGAGGAAAUCCUGUCUGAAGACUUCAGCCUUACCAAACUGCAGGUCAAAAAGAUCAUGCAGUUCAUUAAGGGCUGGAGACCCAAGAUAUGAGCCUUUAGACAGACAGACACACACACACAGACACACACACAUGCAUUCUAUGAACAAUAUGCAUGAUGGUACAUUCAAAAUGAAGGUUGGUUUCCACAGAGGUUCCUUGACCUUCUGAGGCAUAAAACGGGUCUCUGAACAGUUCCAACAUGAGUAUCUGUUAAACACUGCAGAACAGAUUGGUUGUUGGGUGAAAAUAACGGCAGUACAACAACUCUUCCUGGUCUAUGGAAUAGAAAUGAAAUGUUACAGGAACUAAAAUCAGCAAGUGAAAAUGAAUCAUCUUGAGUUUAUUAACAGAUCUGUGCAGGAAAAAACAUACAAGCUCCAGAUAUAAGGUACCUCACUAUGAAAAAAAUCACUAUUGUUAACUUGCUAAACUGAAAAGAUUUCUCAGUUUUUGGAAGAUGUUCAUGUGGAAUAAAGUGUUAAGUGCCAUAGUUCCUGACAAAAGGUCCCAGAACAGGUACUCCUAGUGGACAAACAUCAAAUUGCAGUAUUGGUCCAGUAAUGGUCUGUAAAGGAUGAUCUAUUAUAGGAUAUAAACUCAGAGCUCUCAAAGUUCUUGAGUUCUUGAGAAAGGUUCCUCUGUUGGUAAUGUGCCUAAUAUCGAACAGUAAUAGCAUAAUCGUGUGUAUGUGUGUGGUAAAAUGAAGAGAUGCACACAUGUUCAUGCCACACUCAUGCUGAUUUAUUUUACGGAGUUGGAUCACUCAGAGUUCAGCUGCUGAACCGUAUCAGACUACUGAAUUGUAUCAGUGUAUGCGUGUCUGUGUGUGAGAAAGUCAAAGUAAGUAUAAACCUCAGUGUGUGUGUGUGUGUGUGUGUGUGUGCUGGCUUUGAAAAGAAAGAUUUUAUAUAUUUAAAUAAAUACCACUGUCAGUACAGAGCUUCUUUAAGGGAUCAUCUCUAAACUCCACUCCUGCACAGACUUGGUUUCUGGGGACCCUCUGAAAAUUACACCUCUUUUAAAAAAAACAACAACUCAUCCACUAAGGACUAAAGGACUACUUAGAGAUGAUCUGGUUUAUAAUUUUUUUUUCUUCUUUACAUUGCCGGUCACAGAGGUGAUAACACACUGCUCAGAAUGAGGUGCCUUUAGAUGAACUAUAAUGGAUAUAAAAGGAAUAAAGGAUAAUUCUGCUAUAUUUUAAAGAAACUUUUUUUUCUUUCAACUGUCUUUGAUUCAUCUCUGUCGUGAUUUUGUUGCACGUGUAGACUGUAGGAACGUCGUUAAAUGAUGGGUUGCGGAUGAUUGUCACUGCGUCUCUGAACAAUUAAGGCUCUGUAGCAGUGUUUUAGGGCCCUGAGUAUAGAGUCUGAGUAUACUAACCCACACAUAUUACUGUUUUUCUUUUUUUUCUUUUUUUUAGUAGAGUCACUGCUGCAUCACAAACUGACCUCGACUUCAACUGAUUGAUUAUUGAUGGAUUGUUGAUUAAAGUCACUUCGAGUCGUAGAA